Molecule: messenger RNA, 1383 nt
Organism: Colletotrichum karsti
Lineage: Eukaryota; Fungi; Ascomycota; Sordariomycetes; Glomerellales; Glomerellaceae
Product: aspartic endopeptidase
Exons: 3
Coding region: 1-1383 (460 amino acids)
Biological process (GO): proteolysis
Molecular function (GO): aspartic-type endopeptidase activity
Source: RefSeq, a predicted model, not a curated record
AUGGAGGCAUUCUUGCAAACCCAGGCCAAGUUCAAAGAGGCCAAGAGUCUGACCAAGAUCCCCGCCAUUUCGAACAAGAACUACCAACGCCAUGGCACGAAGUCCUAUGUCCACUUGCUGAACAAGUACAAGUUCGAACCCACGAAGGCCGGCCCGUAUGUCCAAACCAAGAGGAUGGCCCAGAGAGGCCUCGCCGCCCCGGGCUUCAAUGCCGCAGUUGGCGGCCGCGUUUCGAUGACCAAAGUCUUGACCAAGAAGACCGACUCGGAUGAGCAGAGCGGAGACGUGACGGCCGAGGACCAGCAGUACGACUCUAUGUAUCUCUGCGAGGUGACCAUUGGAACGCCACCUCAGAAAUUCAAGCUGGACUUUGAUACCGGCUCUUCUGAUCUCUGGGUGUUUUCAACCGAGCUCAGUAGCUCCCUUCAAACCAACCACAACAUUUACGACCCCUCCAAGUCCUCCACGUUCAAGAAGCUCGACGACCUCAGCUGGAAGAUCUCCUACGGCGACGGCAGCUCCGCAUCAGGCGAUGUCGGCACAGACAACCUCGUCCUGGGCGGCCUGACGGUCGAAAACCAGGCCAUCGAGCUGGCGAAGCAGCUCGCGCCGCAAUUCUCCCAGGGCACGGGCGACGGUCUCCUCGGGCUCGCCUUCAGCACCAUCAACACGGUCCAGCGCGAGGGCAACUUCCGUGACCCGCAGAAGACCCCCGUCGACAACAUGAUCGCGCAGAAGGACAUCCCCCAGGGCGCGGAGCUGUUCACGUCCGCCUUCUACAGCGAGAGAGACGGCGGCAGUCCUCGGUCGUUCUUCACGUUCGGGUGGAUCGACACGGAGCUGGUCGAGGCCUCGGGCGAGGAGAUCCACUGGGCCGAGAUCGACAACUCGCAGGGCUUCUGGAUGUUCUCGUCGGACAUGGCGAGCGUGAACGGUAAGGCUGUCGGGAAGAGCGGGAACAAGGCCAUCGCGGACACGGGGACGACGCUCGCGCUCGUCUCGGACGAGGUGUGCGAGGCGCUGUACGCCGCGAUCCCAGGCUCCAAGUACGACGAGCAGCAGCAGGGAUACGUCUUCCCCACGAGCACCAAGGCGGACGACCUGCCCGAGUUCAAGGUCGCCGUCGGGGACAAGGAGUUUGUGAUUCAGAAGGAGGACUUGGCGUUCGCGCCGGCCGGGGAGGGGUUCUGGUACGGCGGUGUCCAGUCGCGGGGGUCCAACGGGUUUGACAUCCUCGGCGACGCGUUUCUCAAGUCGAUCUACGCGAUCUGGGACCAGGGAAACACGAGAUUCGGAUGCGUUCCCAAGAUUGAGAAGACGCAGAAUCUGACGCCUCCCUCGGGCUCUUCGAAAAUGGUAGAAACGAUCAACAGGAGAUGGUAA